This is a messenger RNA of Leptosia nina, 1080 nucleotides long. Lineage: Eukaryota; Metazoa; Arthropoda; Insecta; Lepidoptera; Pieridae. The record is from the annotation of a GenBank genome assembly.
AUGGCCGGCUUAAGUUAUAAGGGAGCGUUGCGGCGGUGGCGAGAUACGAGUAUCGAUUCUACAAUCAGUGAUAUGAUGAAUUCGGUUCAAAUUUGGUGCAAAUGUUGUAAUUAUGUAGAAUAUGAUCUGGUACCACCGACUUGUUCGAGCGAAUCAACUGUUUGUGGACGCGUGACGUGGCAAAACAUGUCGAAAAGAGUUAAUAAGCCUUAUCGCGAGCUUGUCGAGGCUGAAAGCUCUCUCGUGGCUUAUCUCGAGUACCGGCUCAGAGCGCGCAGAGCGCUCUCUGUACAGAGAUAUCCGUUUUGUCUAUUCUCGGCAAUAAUAUUUGGGCCAGCUAGGUGCCGUUCGGCCCCUGCUCCUCAGAUAAUUGGUCUCCCAAAAAAAAAUUUAUUUUUCCAGCGGAUACAUCGUAGCAAAUUUAGACUCCGCGUGACCAGCGAAAAGAUGCUAGCGCUGUUGGCGGCGAUCGCGGUGGGCGUGGCCGCCGUGGACCAAUCGGAGCCAGGCGCGGGCCGGCCAAUGAGCGAGCCGGAGGUGGUGGUGCAGCUCAAGUACGACGGGGGCGAGCUGGACCGCAUCUACUUGACGCAGUUCCGCAAGGAGCAGAGGGUCGCCUCAGUCCCCGCGAGGCCCGACGUGUGCGCGGACCUCUGCCACUCGGGUCUCGGGGGCGAAGCUUGCGGUUCCACCUGCCUAUCCCUGAUGCCGGUCGGUCUGAAGACGGCGCUGAAGAGCGGCAACGCCAGCGGCGAGGAGUACGGCCAGCCGAGGGUCGCCGUCUGUCCGACCCUAUGUGAAAACCAACUAGGGGAGCCGCUGUGCGACUGCACGGACGUGACUCCGUACACUCAUCCCACCAACUGGACCGUGGUCUGCCAGGCCUUCUGCGACACCGAUGGGUACUUGCUCAGCGGCUGUCCAACAUGCGAGACCCCUCAAACUUCGCCCCAGCUCUCGACCAUCUCCGCCGUGUCUCUCCGCCUCGACACCUCAGACGGGUGGCGCUCUUGGUGCAACGUGCAGUGCCGCCAAGGACAGGGCGGGGCCGCUUGCAACUGCGACAGGACUCCGUUCUGA